CGAGAACUCUAAUCUUUGCGGCAAAUUUCUUGGCCAGAAGACUCAAGAGUUGGAUGUGGCAUGGCCAGUUUCAUGCGGAGACCUCGAGGUGUCCAGCCGGACAAAAUGUUCCAGCGUCGCACGCCUGUCCACUCACACGGUCUUGACACUAGCACAAUGAGUAGAGACGUUGGUGCAGCUCCUCCUCGUAGGAAAUCUCUGAAAGAUGUUGUUCGACAUUUUACUCCAGCAUGGUUUGCUGUCACGAUGGGGACUGGCUCAAUCGCCAUACUCUUCCACAACUUUCCUUAUGCUGGUAAUUCGCCAGUAAUGCGAGGGUUUACACUCGCCUUCUUCUUCUUCAAUCUUGUGCUAUUUCUGCUCUUCAGCGUUAUCACUGCAGCUCGAUACAUCCUCUUUCCUGGCAUUUGGUUUCACAUGAUACGGCAUCCUGUACAGAGCUUGUACAUUGGCACGUUUCCAAUGGGCGCAACAACGUUAAUAAACAUCGCCUGUAGCGACAUAUUCCAGACAUACGGUUUUGGUGGGAAGCCGUUUAUUUACACGGUGUGGGCGUGUUGGUGGAUCAAUGUUGCGAUUUCAAUAACAUGCUGCUUUGGCAUGAUGCACGUUAUGAUCACUCUCCAACAACAUUCGCUAAAGUCUAUGACAACUGUUUGGCUUCUUCCUGUCGUGACCCUUGUCGUCGGAUCUUCUUCUGGAGGUGUUCUCGUGCCAGCGCUUCAGGUCUAUUCCCCCUCGUAUGCGUUGCUAACGGCGACGUUCUCUGCGUGCAUGGUCACAAUAGGUCUUAGCCUUUCCCUCAUGCUACUCACGAUAUACAUCCUUCGGUUGGUCGUGUACGGUUACCCCACGGGUGCAUCAAUUCUGUCUGUUUUUCUUCCUAUCGGUCCUUGUGGACAGGCAGCAUACGCGCUCUUAAAGCUGGGGUCCUCUUUCCGUUUGCUAUUACCUCUGAAUUAUGGUGAUGCAGGCGGAUUGUUGCGACAGCCUGGAACCGGCGAAGUAGUGGAGGUGAUAUGUGUGGUUGGUGCUAUGGUGCUAUGGUCACUGGCGAGUAUGUGGAUACUCUUUGCUAUGCUCGGUCUCGGCUACACUCUUCGUCGGGAACGCAUUGACUUCCGACUGUCAUUCUGGGGAACUGUGUUUCCUAACGGGGUAUACGCAAAUCUCAAUUUGGCCUUGGCAACAACAUUUUCCUCAACAUUCUUUCGUGUAUGGGGUUCAAUAUAUGCGGUGGGGACGCUAAUAUUGUGGGUGUGUAUUGCCUUGCCUACAAUACGGAUGGUCCCAAGCGGUCGUAUAUUUGACGCUCCAUGUCUGGAAGAGGUCUUGAUUGGAGAAACGGGGAGGGAAACGGAGAAAAGCGAAGAUGAUUUAAAGAACUGACCUUAAUGUCGGAUAGAUGUAAACCUGUUCAAGCCUCACCCGGGUUUUGAGGUGCGGCAUUUCGCAGGUCUACCCGCCUUCUGGCAACAAAAUAUAGACUUGGCUUGUACCCCAAACACUGGCAGAAAGCUGCAGAAUGCGCUUUCCGUAUCAUUGGCAUUGUUUAUCAAUCUCUGG
Messenger RNA from Suillus clintonianus, 1566 nucleotides. RefSeq names its product voltage-dependent anion channel. The transcript is spliced from 5 exons. Gene Ontology annotation, biological process: sulfite transmembrane transport; transmembrane transport. Gene Ontology annotation, molecular function: sulfite transmembrane transporter activity. The record is from RefSeq and is a predicted model, not a curated record. Bases 61 to 1389 code for a protein of 442 amino acids. Lineage: Eukaryota; Fungi; Basidiomycota; Agaricomycetes; Boletales; Suillaceae. Gene Ontology annotation, cellular component: plasma membrane.